Chironomus riparius is the source of this 775-nucleotide messenger RNA. NCBI's taxonomy places the organism in Eukaryota, Metazoa, Arthropoda, Insecta, Diptera, Chironomidae. The record is from the annotation of a GenBank genome assembly.
CAAACACAUAGAAACAAGAACGUAAAAAAUCAAAACAAUCUUCAAAUUUAACUAAAGUCACUCAAUUUAUAGCUUUAUCAUGGACAAGAUCGAUUUAUUUCAAUCAUUAAAGGAUGAGCCAUUGGAACUAAGUUUGCCAGACAUAAAGAGUGAGGUAAAUGAUGAGGAAGAAGACAAUAACGAAAGAAAUACUAAAGAAACUGGAGAUGAUCAGGAUGAUGACGAUGAUUUAAGUAGCUCUAUUCCUACAACUUCCAAUAAUGUGUUCGAUGAGGCUUUUAGACGUAAACGGAAACUGGACAAACAAAAUCGGAAGGAAUUGGAAGAAGAGGAACGCGAAAAAAUGCUUGUAUUAGUGUCAAACUUUACGGAGGAACAAUUAGAUCGAUAUGAGAUGUACAGACGUGCAGCAUUCCCAAAAGCACCCGUAAAAAGACUAAUGCAGACAAUUACUGGAUGUUCUGUAUCUCAAAAUGUUGUGAUAGCUAUGAGUGGAAUUGCCAAAGUAUUUGUCGGAGAAGUCGUUGAAGAAGCUCUCGAUGUCGCAGAAGGUUGGGGCGAUUCAGGACCUAUUCAACCAAAGCACCUGCGAGAAGCAGUAAGACGACUCAAAUCUCGAAACAUUGUGAGCGUGGGAAAGAACAAUCAAAAUGUCAAGUUCUGAAAGUGCGUGUUAAAUUUAAACAUGUUCUACAUUAAUUUUAAGAAAAUAGAAUAAAGGAGGUUCAUUAACCAUUAUUAAGCAUAAAAUUCUGAUAAGAAUACACUUCCAUUC